Molecule: messenger RNA, 492 nt
Organism: Rotaria sp. Silwood1
Lineage: Eukaryota; Metazoa; Rotifera; Eurotatoria; Philodinida; Philodinidae
Source: the annotation of a GenBank genome assembly
AUGGCAAUGUUAUUCAUAGGAGCAACAACAUCAUCUGUAGAAAGAUAUUAUGCGCGUGGCUUCUUCUUCAACAAUCAUAAAACAAGUACAAUUAGUAAUACUACUGAAGAAUUCUCAUUUCGUCAAAGUUUUAACCAAUGGUUCAAUGAAUUGUUAUCAGGAGAUUCAAAUAAAGAAAAAAAUUCUAACUCAUUUAGUAAAUUGGCUUCACUAAAGCAAUUCGUAUUGCCAUCAUCAUUGUCAAAUAGCAACCUCAGUAAACUUGAUAAACUUUUUCAAUUAUUAAGUGAAAUUGCGGGAAAGGAUAAAAAACAAUCACCAUCAUCAAGUAAAUUAAAUAAAUUACUACACUAUUUUAGUACUUAUGCAUUAUCAUCAUUAUUAAAUAAUAGUCAAUUAGCUAUGCAAUUAAUUAAUCUUACACAAGUCAAUAGUGAUUUCAGUUCAUUGAGUAUUAGCAAUAUGAAAUCACUUAAUAAUUUUGUUAGUUGA